AUGGACACUCAAAAAAGCCAAGCUGAAAAGCAGCCUUCAUCAGCUGCAGUUGCAACUUCAUGUCGAAAGAAAAAGCAUGAAGAAGCCGCUUUCUUGGAAGAUAUAAAGGAUCACAUUGACGAGUUUAUUCAUGCUUCUAUGGAUGAACAUAAAACCUGCUUUCAAAAAACAAUUAAAAAGAUGUUUGGUUUGUCUAAGGUAGUUGCUGAAGCGAAUCCUGCUAAAGAAGUUGAAAGUUCUCUGGCUCUUCAGACAGUUUUAAAGGAGUAA
Molecule: messenger RNA, 270 nt
Organism: Lathyrus sativus (Indian pea)
Lineage: Eukaryota; Viridiplantae; Streptophyta; Magnoliopsida; Fabales; Fabaceae
Source: the annotation of a GenBank genome assembly